Xyrauchen texanus (razorback sucker) is the source of this 2162-nucleotide messenger RNA. RefSeq names its product prostaglandin reductase 3-like. Lineage: Eukaryota; Metazoa; Chordata; Actinopteri; Cypriniformes; Catostomidae. The record is from RefSeq and is a predicted model, not a curated record. The transcript is spliced from 2 exons. Gene Ontology annotation, cellular component: mitochondrion. Gene Ontology annotation, molecular function: oxidoreductase activity; zinc ion binding. The coding region runs from base 189 to 1361 and encodes 390 amino acids.
UGUUGCAGACAGCAGUUAAACUGAAGGUUUGAGUGUUUUUUCUCCGGUCUAAUUAAAUACAAGUAGAAUUAAAUCAAAAGCAAGUUUUGCAAUAAGAUUUCAUCGAGAGCCGUCUAGGAUUUCACAUAUUAAAGACUAUUGUAACGCCGACUGGAGCUGGUCACCGUCAACCUUCAUUACUCGAUCUAAUGUCCUGCUUCGGAUUUUUAACAAGCUGCAGAAGAGCGCUGCUCGCGGGGCAUCGUGUGCGUGUGUUGUCGCUGCGCUCCAUUGUCGAUCUGUCGUACUCAACACACUUCAUGGAUUAUCGAGCUUCAUCGAUACCGGCCUCUAUGAGGAAGAUGGUGGUGACGAAACUGAGUCCGAACUUCAGAGAAGCGGUGUGUAUUCAGAACGCCCCUGUGCCCACACCCGCCGACGGGGAUCUGCUCAUCAGAAACCGAUAUGUGGGCAUCAAUGCCUCUGAUAUCAACUACACAGCAGGACGCUAUGACCCCUCAGUGAGACCACCAUUUGAUGCAGGAUUUGAAGGAAUUGGUACAGUGGUUGGCCUGGGCCUGAGCGCCAGCUCCCAAUACACUGUUGGUGAUACUGUGGCCUAUUUUGGUGAAGGAGCCUUUGCUGAGUACACUGUAGUAUCUGCCAAAAAAGCUAUAGCCAUACGCACUGCAAGGCCAGAGUACCUGACUCUGCUCGUGAGUGCCGCCACAGCCCAUAUCGCCAUACAGAGACUGGCAAAGUUGAAGGAAGGGGAGACAGUAUUAGUUACUGCCGCUGCUGGAGGUACAGGACAGUUUGCUGUGCAGUUUGCCAAAAUGGCUGGCUGCCAUGUGGUAGGCACAUGCUCCAGCAAUGAGAAGGCCGACUUUCUGAAGACCAUCGGCUGCGAUCGCCCUAUAAACUAUAAGACGGAGGACCUGGGCUCCAUACUACGCAAAGAGUAUCCACGCGGUGUGGAUGUGGUUUAUGAGUCAAUAGGUGGCAGAAUCUUUGACUUGGCAGUGAGUAAUAUGGCCGUCCUGGGCAGACUGAUAGUGAUUGGGUUUAUAUCUGGCUAUCAGAGUGCAUCAGGACUGCAGCCAGUGAAAGCUGGCACAUUACCAGUUAAACUAUUGCAAAAGUCUGCCACCAUUUCUGGCUUUUUCUUACCUCAUUUCAUGUCAGACUAUAGAGAAGCGUUGAGCAUCCUGAAUGAAAUGUUCGCUAAAGGAAAACUGAUUUGUACGGUGGACAUAGGAGAUUUGGACCCAGAGGGUCAUUUUAUGGGGCUCGAAUCAGUUUAUAGAGCUGUAGAUUACAUGUACGCUGGGAAGAACCUGGGGAAGGUUGUGGUAGAAGUGUCUCCUCACAGUAAAUUGUAAUGAAAGCAAAGAAUGUCAUGAAUGGAACUGCAGUGAUAUCAAAUUUCAAAUUCUAUUUCAAUUAAGAAGAUUUGAGGUGCAAGUGAUACUAUUAAACCUGAAUGAAUUUUCCAUUUCAAUUUUAACCAGAAAUUUAAGAUUGACGUCAGCUUUAUAUAAAAGUCAAGACAAGUCAAGAUAUUUUGUUGGUUAUCAAGUGGUAAUUGCUUUGUAGUAAUUUUUUUAGGGGGUUGGUAAUCCAUAUAUAAAUACAGUUGUGGCCAUUGUAAUUGUAUUGUAAUUGUAUUUCAUAUUACAAAAAUGUAUUGAAUAUAACAGCUGUCGAUAAUUGCCGACCUUUUUUUUUUUGUGUUUAGACCAAAUGCAUAAUGGGCACUAAUUUUCAACUUUCCUUAAUUUUAGAUGAGUAGGACAUAGGAGGAAAUAGAAAUGUCAAAACCUCGUUUCGAUUAGAAGUUAGAAAAAACAUUAAUUUAUGAAAUAAUCAAAACAAUAUCUAACCAUAUAUUUAUUUAAAGUAGCCAAUGGCCUACAUUUGGAAAAUACCACUAUUCUUACCCUCAUUUCAGAUUAAAAAUAAAUUUUCCCCCUCAAUUGUCGUUUUACUGGAUAUGUGUGGUAAACGACUGGUCCGUUAAAAACAAGAAUAAUGGAAUUUCAACAAGAACAAAAAAUGUAUGCUGCUAAACUACAGUCGUGGCCAAAGUAUUGGCUCACUUUUUAAAAAUAAUCCACAAUUUUGAAAUUGAACAAUGUAUUUGGUCUCCACAAAUCUUUAUUUCACUUUUAAUAUCAUAGAAC